AUUCAUCGCCUCAGUUUGGCAUUCUAUUGCUAGAAAUUGAACACGAAACACGUAUCCAGAAUAUUCUGCUGGAAAAUUUUGAAAUUUUUUUGCUUCCGCUAAAAUCAAAUCGUCUUUGAAGUAUCUUUAACUAGUAUUAUUCGUAUAUUUUUGGUACUUUGUGUCGGGCUUAACGAAAAAUGAUGCUCUAAUGAGCGAGAUACGCGACUUCUUCAUCAAGACUCUGGACGAUGCGGAGGGCCUGCUAUCCAACAUGCUGAAGACUAAAGAUAUAUACAUCUACGAGCAUCUGAAGAGCCAAGAGCUGCAUCCGCAGUACUAUAGCUUUAGGUGGCUCACCCUCCUGCUCUCGCAGGAGUUUCCACUGCCCGAUGUGCUGCGAAUUUGGGAUUCGGUAUUCUCGGACGAGCAGCGCUUUAAUUUUCUCAUCAAAAUCUGCUGUUCCAUGAUAUUAAUCCAAAGGGAAGCAAUUUUGGAGAACGACUUUGCCUCGAAUGUGAAGCUGCUGCAAAACUAUCCACCCAUUGACAUAAACGUUGUGAUUACUCAUGCAGUCUCCCUGGCGUAGCACUCACUUUUAGUGAUACCACAGAUAUUACAUACAAUACCCGAUUCCGGGUAGAGUCUGACAAAGCAAUAAUCCACAGUUUCUAGUUAUCAUCUUCAAUAGUUCGAAGCCCAGGACCCAACAAAAGAUCGAACACUAGCGCUGUUUCUCUGUUUUAUACGUUAAAAUUUCAUAAUAAACGAAUGUGCCGCAUGUGUUUGUGUGGAGAUUACAUCUGCGAAAACCUAUGUAAUAUAGAGUGAUCAUAGCUCAAGUGUAAUUUUGUGUUCAUGUGUGGCGUCGUCAAAAAAACACAGUAAAAAAAUAUAUAUAACAUUGGA
Drosophila miranda is the source of this 888-nucleotide messenger RNA. RefSeq names its product TBC1 domain family member 13-like. Bases 191 to 568 code for a protein of 125 amino acids. The record is from RefSeq and is a predicted model, not a curated record. Gene Ontology annotation, molecular function: GTPase activator activity. The transcript has 2 exons. Lineage: Eukaryota; Metazoa; Arthropoda; Insecta; Diptera; Drosophilidae. Gene Ontology annotation, biological process: activation of GTPase activity; intracellular protein transport.